This is a messenger RNA of Acytostelium subglobosum LB1, 2196 nucleotides long. RefSeq lists its product as hypothetical. Gene Ontology annotation, cellular component: Set1C/COMPASS complex. The transcript is spliced from 5 exons. Gene Ontology annotation, molecular function: protein binding; transcription cis-regulatory region binding. Lineage: Eukaryota; Evosea; Eumycetozoa; Acytosteliales; Acytosteliaceae. The record is from RefSeq and is a predicted model, not a curated record. The coding region runs from base 1 to 2196 and encodes 731 amino acids.
AUGUACAGCAACAGCAGCAGCGGCAGCGACAAUAAUGCCAACAAUAACAAUAACAACAAGAACAAUGCAAAUGUUGAGCAUGAAACAGAUGAGAAUGAAGAUGUUAGAAUUGAUGAUGAAGAUGAUGUAGAUGUUAAUAUAAUGGAUGAGAGUAUGGAUGGUAUCGAUAGUAAUCCAUACUCUACAAUGUCAUUCAAUAGUACAAACAACUCUCCACCACCUCAGACUCAUAUUGCACUCAAUCAAUCCACUCAAUUGUCAUACUACUCACCAUCACCAGAGGCUAGACAUGUCGAGGAGACAUCAAUGCUGCAGCAUGGUGGUGGCAGGAAGCUAAGUCUAUUAUACUCUGAUACCAAUAUACAGACUGUUGAUGAGGGUGUCAUACAUCUCGGAGGUGGUGGAGGUGGAGGUGGACAUGGAGGUGGAGAUGACCACGAGUCAGAGUCAGAUCAUCCUUAUCAAGUUGGCAACUCACGACAACUAAGUAUCAAUCGUAUGCUUAUGAGUAGUGAUGUCGUGGACACAAGUCUAGCACAGCAACAGCAGCAACAACAGCAACAAUACAAUUCAAUCAAGGAGGAUGAUGAGGAGAUGCAACAACAUCAACAACAUCAACAACAAGCAGUGGCGACUGAGGAUGAUGGUAUGCGAUUGGAUCAGAGUACGAAUGACAUGGCAAUUGAUGAGAAGACAUCUGGCGCUACAACACCAACUACAACAUCAACACACAAAAAGAAGAAGACCAAGUCUAAGUUCUCACUCAAGAGUAGCAAGCGCUCCUCUGACAACCUCUCCUCGCCCACCAUGAUGUCCGACACUGUGACGACACCUCCUGACCAACAAUUGAUCAACACUCCCAAGAUGCUUCAGUUCCCCUAUGAUCUGAGUACAUUGACAUGGGAUAACAACUUCUUAAGGAAUAAGGAGAAUAUAUAUUGUUAUGCAUGUGGAAAGGAUCAAGACAACAAUAUGAUCAGAUGUGAUAAUUGUUACCAACUAUUCCACACCACAUGUGUACACGUUCUGACUGGCUCUGAACAGAUGGCCGGUGACUGGGUAUAUCGAUUCUCCUGCUCCGUCUGCACCAAAGGUCACGAGACAUUUGAGCGAUUUGCAAAGAACUGGGUCGAUGUAUUGGAGAUUGUAUUAUAUAACCUACAACUACAGAAUGACAAUCAGUUCUACUUUAGUCUUGACGAGGACAUCAUUCCAAUGGUUGAUCAGAACUGGCAAUUACUAUGUAGCGAUAAGAAGAAGAAACCAAAUUGGCAGAAGCCAUUACUGCCCGCGUUGACUGAUGGACAUAUAUUCAAGUCUGGUGCGGUCAAUAUCAACAAGCCUGGAUAUUGGGCAUUGGGAACACAACAGUUGCGACUGAAAGACAACCCUGUGUUCAAGAACAAGGUCUUGGCGUCAAUGAACAACAAGAAGAAGAAGAAGAAGAAGAAGUCAGUGCCACAAGAGCAAAGAUUUAAACACUUGAACAAGCUAUUGCUGUUACCAUUGAAGGAUUCAAACUAUGUACCAACUGUACAGUACGAUAAACUUUGUGUGGCACUUCAGAACUCUGCUCCUCAGAUAGUGAUCGAUCAAUCAGACAUGCUGACUUGUUCGAAUCAGAAGGGCUACCGCAUGGCCAAGGCCUCAUUCCCAUGCGUGACCGGUGCUUGGUACUAUGAAGUCGAGAUCAUUGGCAACACUGGAAGCACUCGUCUCGGUUGGUCGUCAGCCAAGGGUGACAAGCAAGCCAAUGUAGGAUAUGAUCAGCACAGCUAUUCAUACCGCAGUCAACAGGGCGACAUAUUUCACAAGGCCAAGAGUCUUCCCUAUGGUCAACCAUUUGGCCCCAAUGACGUGAUUGGCUUCUACAUCUCAUUGCCAGUGGAUAGCGAGAUAAAGACAUUUGACAAUGUGGAUCAGUUGGCAGUGUACGAGAUGGUCAAGAAGGAGUUGGAGGACGACACACCGGCACCAAUCGAGGGCAGCGAGAUCAGGUUCUUCAAGAAUGGUGUGUCACCAGGCGUGGCCUUCAAGGACAUUGGCCGAGCAAUGUACUAUCCUGCCGCAUCAAUGUACAUGGGAGGAGCGGUUCGUUUCAACUUUGGACCCACCUUCAAGUAUCCACCACAGGGAAUCAGUGGAUAUCGUCCAUUCAGUGAUAUUAAAAGUGGAGGAGGAGGUGCCUCCUCUUAG